Molecule: messenger RNA, 987 nt
Organism: Elaeis guineensis (African oil palm)
Lineage: Eukaryota; Viridiplantae; Streptophyta; Magnoliopsida; Arecales; Arecaceae
Source: RefSeq, a predicted model, not a curated record
AUGUGGCACGAGAAUAGACGGAAUUACCAGCUACGAAAUACGCUACCAGUUGUAUACUUGUCAUUAGCCUUCCAUGGCUCGAAGAACAUUAUGAUCAGUGGGCUGUCAUCGAUUAACAGCGAGAUGUUCCACAUUGUGAUCGAUGACUGCCAAGGGGUGACUUUGCAAGGUGUCAAGAUCACAGCUCCGAGAAACAGUCCAAACACCGACGGCAUCCAUGUCCAGGGAUCCACCGACGUCACGAUUACUGGGGCCGGCAUCAAGACCGGCGAUGAUUGCAUCUCGAUCGGCCCCGGCACCAUGAAUAUAUGGAUCGAGCAGGUCACCUGCGGUCCUGGCCAUGGCAUCAGCAUUGGGAGCCUGGGGAAGGAGUACGACGAGGAGGGGGUGGAGAACGUGACGGUGAAGACGACGGUGUUCACGGGAACGCAGAACGGGCUGCGGAUAAAGACGUGGGGGAAGCCGAGCGAAGGGUUCGUGAAGGGAGUGGCGUUCGAACACGCUACGAUGCAAAAUGUCCAAAAUCCCAUCAUCAUUGACCAGAAUUACUGCCCCGGCCAGAGUGGAUGCCCUGACCAGAAUUCUGGCGUGAAGAUAAGUCAAGUGACAUACAGUGAUAUCCAAGGAUCAUCUGCAUCACAAGUGGCUAUGAACUUUGACUGCAGUGCAAGCAAUCCAUGUAAUGGAAUUGAACUGCAAGACAUCAAGCUCACCUAUGGGGACCAACAAGCAAAAUCAUUUUGUAGUCAUGCUGAUGGCACUGUCUCUGGUUUUGUUGUGCCACCAAGUUGUUUAUGAUCAUUUGAGUUAUAAAAUUAUCGAAAUUAAGAUUCAGUAGCACGGUAUGGUUAUUUGAUGUGCAAAACCUUAGAAUUACCGGAUAGGAUAAAUACAUUGUGAACUUGAUCUAUUUCACCUAUGAAAGAGCAAAAAAAAAAAACUUGGACCUAUAUAUAGUCCAAGUCACUUGUACAAUACUUGUAGUGC